Messenger RNA from Linum tenue, 6977 nucleotides. NCBI's taxonomy places the organism in Eukaryota, Viridiplantae, Streptophyta, Magnoliopsida, Malpighiales, Linaceae. The record is from the annotation of a GenBank genome assembly.
AGAGAGAGAAAGUUUGAGUAAAGGCAAACAAAGAAGGAAAAAAAAAAAAAAAAAACAAACAACACACCCUGCGAACACAAACGAAAAAGGAAGGGGGAAACUCUGAGCGAGGAACAAAUUUUUUUUUUUCUUCCUAAAACCACUUUUCAGAGGGGGCCAAAUAUCACGAGAGAUUGCAAUAGCGAGCUUUCCAUGGCUGACAUUGGCGCCAACUCCCUUCUCUUUUAGGUCAAUUUUUAUUGAUUGUGUGUGUGCGGGAACAAAGGCGGGGGAGGGAACGAAACGAAGGAGGGGGAAAAAAAAACCCUAGGUGAGAGAAACAAGUGUCAACGCACGAGCGGGGGGGAACGACGAGGUUUCGAAUUUGCCCCACUGGCGUUCUCUAAGCUUCUUCGAAGCUUUCGCAAUUCAGUUAUCUGAAGCAAUGAUAGAGGAACCCUGUUAGCCCGUGAGUUAGUAAUGCAUGGAUGUGACUCGCGGUCUGAUUUCCUAGUAAAUGCUGAGGUUGAUUCCAUGGGAGGGGUUGUUGACGGCGGAGUUGGUAUUGGCAUCAAAACCUCUCCACGCAGAGCAGCGAUUGAAAAGGCUCAGGCAGAGCUUAGACAGGAGUAUGAUGUUCGCGAGGAAAGGAGAAGGGAGCUUGAAUUCCUUGAGAAAGGUGGCAAUCCUUUGGACUUCAAAUUUGGCAAUGCUACGUCAGUUAGUGUCCAAUCCACAUCAUUCACUGAUCAUCAGGCAGAACAUGUUGUGACUAGCAAAGCUAAAGGUAGCUUCGCUUUGACUGCAUCACCCCAUGGGGAUUCUGUUGAAAGUAGCGGCCGACCUGGGCCUACGGCAGUUUGCGAACCUAACAGUGCUGAUAAUUUUGAUGGUCAAAAUGAUUUACUUGGAGGUGAACGAAACCGUAGGCAUCUCAGCAGAAGGAAUAGUGUUGCCCCGUCUCAGCAGUCAUCUCAAAUGGAAGGAGCUCAGAAUGCAAAGGAGUCUGAAGAUUCUGCUAUAGUUCGUCCAUAUGCUAGAAGGAAUAGGUCUAGGCCAAAUCGAGAUGGUGGUAGAUCAAGUUCUGGUGAUGUGGUUCAGAGUUCUGGUGUCCAUGGAUCUUCCUUUCCCAGGGGAUCUAGGAAUCUUAAGUUCAUAUCUGAGUCAAACAAUCAGAAAGACAAUACAGUCCCCUCUGAUUGUAAACCCAAACCUACAACUUCAAACGGGGAAAUGAUCCCUCAAAUGGCAGAAGUGCUGGCUCUGCAGGCAACUGAUGCACCUAAAAGCAGUCCGGUGGAUAAAUUGGAUGCAAGAGAGUCUAAUAUCAUGAAAGAUAAAGAAAAAGAUCAACCUGUUGGAGGUGAUACUCAGAAACAACCAACUGAUGAUACUAUCAGGAUACGUGAUGAAAAUGUAGGAAAUGAACAAGUGGUUUCAGUUGGUCUCGAGUCUUCACCUCGUGUAGUUGUUGAUAGAUCAGAGGUUGAAGCUGGUUCUACUCUUUUGAAUGACUUCAGUGCCCAGAAGGAAAAUGACAAUGUUAGGCAAAAUGAUGUUGCCACUAAAGUGAUCAAGGGAUUAGAUUCAGAUUCCUCUUGCACCCCAAGUAGCCUUAGCGUAGAUGUAAAUAAAGGAAGCAGUUUGUGUAUUAACCGUAGGGAGGAGGACGCUAACAAAGUUAUUUUGAAACAAGCAGCAGAAAUUGAAGGAACACAGAACUCAGCUGCCGCUGAAACUGGGAAAGAAAGGGAUGUUAGUGUUGCUAUAGAGAAUUAUGCUUCUGGUGAUGCUGGCAUCAACUCUACGUCUGAAAAUGCUUCUGCUAAUGGUGUGGCAGCAAAAAUAGAAGAUACGGAAAAGUCUCCUGGUCCUCAGAGUGAGGCUAAGUGCACCCCAAGUCUUGAAGAAACACAUCAAAAUGAGAUAGCUGCACCUGUGAGCAUUGAAAAUGCUGUUACAUCAUUGGAUAAUGAGUUGAUCCCCGGCAGGGUAAAUGCUAGCCAUUGUGCAAUGGAGAACCCUUCAGAUCUCUCCUUGCAGCAGGAGCAACUGAAAUCUCAAUUGCCGGAAAAUAGUUCUGCCGCUGCUGCUGAACCUCAUUCUUGUUCUGACAUCAAGAUAGACAGGGCCCGUGAAGAUUCUAUUUUGGAAGAGGCGCGGAGUAUAGAGGCUAAGAGAAAGAGGAUUGCCGAGUUAUCUCUUGGAGUAGCACAGGUGGAGUCUCGGAAAAAGUCUCACUGGGAUUUUGUCCUUGAAGAAAUGAGAUGGUUGGCUAAUGAUUUUGCACAGGAGCGUCUUUGGAAGAUGACUGCUGCUGCACAAAUAUGCCGGCGUGUAGCACUUACUUCUCGGUUGAGAGUGGAGGAACAAAAUCAGUGUUUGAAGCUGAAAAAAGUCUCCUACAUUCUGGCCAAAGCUGUGACGCAGUUCUGGCAGUCGGCGGAACUGCUUCUGUGUUCUGAUAAAAGUCAUGGUCCAACUACAGAUAUUAACGAGAACAAACCUGCUGCUGGGAAGGAUUCAUGCAAAGAUUUUGAGCAACAAAGUCCCAGAAAGAAUGAUGUUAAGGGAUAUGCUGUUAGAUUUUUGAAAUUUAACAGCUUUCCAGUUCCUGCAAUUCAAGCAGAACAGCCUGCAACUCCGGAUCUUGUAAGCGAUGCUGGAGUUAUGGAAGUUUCGUGGGAUGAUCACUUGACUGAAGAGAGCUUGUUCUAUGCCGUCCCUUCUGGUGCAAUGGACUCCUACAGAAGCUCAAUUGAAUCACACUUAGUUCAGUUUGAGAAAACAGGCAGCAGCAUGCAAGAGGAAGGUGAUACAUCCAUGGUUGAUGCUGGUGCAGACUUUGGAUAUCCUGAGAAUGGAUAUGAUGAGGAUGAAGGUGAAACUAGUACAUAUUAUUUGCAUGGAGCAUUUGAAAGUAGCAGGCCAAGAAAACAUGAUCAAAAGAAAAGGAAACACUCUCUGAAGUCAUUCCCAUCAAGAUCUUAUGAAGUGGGAACUGAUGUGCCAUAUGGAACUGUGGGUUCUCAAAAUACAUUGAUGGGGAAACGGCCUGCUAGUAACCUUGGCCCAAUUCCACCUAAGCGUAUGCGCACUGCUUCUCGGCAGAGGGUUAUUAGUCCUUUUAGCACUGGUGUUCCUGCAGGUCCAUCUGCUCCGGCAAAGACAGAUGCUUCAAGCGGAGAUACAAGUUCUUUUCAGGAUGAUCAAAGCACCUUGCAUGGUGGUUCACAAAUCCAAAAAGGCAUGGAGGUUGAUUCUGUUGGCGAGUUUGAGAAACAUCUCUCUUAUGAUUGCUCAGAUAUUACGACUAAGCCAAAGAAGAAGAAGAAGGCUAGGCAUCUGGGUUCUGCUUAUGAGCAGAGUUGGCAACACGAUUCAACCACUCUUGUUGAACAGAGAGAGCACCAGAAAAGGCGACUGGAGAAUCAUCAUUUUGAUUCUAACGGAAAUAGUGGUUUAUAUGGGCAACACACUUGGAAAAAGCCAAAGAUGCUGAAGCAAUCGCUAGAUGCCUUUGACAAUGUAGCUCCAUCCACUGGGUCGAUUCCUUCCCCAGCAGCAUCCCAGAUGAGUAAUAUGCCCAACACAAAUAGGUUUAUGAGACUGAUCAAUGGCAGGGACAGGGGAAGGAAACCCAAGUCACUUAAGGUUUCUGCUGGCCAACCUGGUUCUGGAAGUCCGUGGUCCCUCUUUGAGGAUCAGGCACUUGUAGUCCUUGUGCAUGAUAUGGGUCCUAAUUGGGAGCUUGUAAGCGAUGCUAUCAAUAGCACUCUUCAUUUUAAGGGUAGCGCUCGACAGUUGUUUCAACGGUUGCAGGGACCGAUGGAAGAGGAUACUCUCAAGUCCCAUUUUGAAAAGAUUAUUAUGAUCGGCAAGAAGCUGCAUUAUAGGAGGAGUCAGAAUGAUACCCAAGAUCCUAAGCAAAUACCAGUUCACAAUUCUCAUGUGAUUGCUCUUUCCCAAGUCUGCCCAAAUAACCUAAAUGGAAGCAUCCUAACGCCUAUUGAGCUAUGUGAUAUGAAUCCUUCAAGUCCAGACAUCCUUGGGUAUCAAGGGUCUCAUGCUGGUGUUUUGCCAAUGCCAAGUCAAGGUGUUGUAGGAUCAACGCUUCCUGCUUCUGGUGUUAAUCCUAGUGUGCAAGGGUCCUCAGGCAUUGCUCUAAGUAAUAGUACAUCAUCACCAUCUCCAUCUGGAUCGCUCCCUGCUUCUGCUAGGGAUGGCAGAUUCAGUGCUCCAAGAACGUCUUUACAUGCUCACGAGCACCCGAGAAUGCAACACUAUAACCAAAUGUUGUCAGGAAGAAACGUGCAGCAGUCUAAUCUGUCUGUUUCGGGCCCUCUACCUGGCGGAAAUGGUAUGGGUAUGAUGCCUGGAUUGAAUAGAAACAUGCCAUUGUCGAGGCCUGGUUUUCAGGGAAGCCCUUCACCGGUAUCAAAUUCUAGUAAUAUGCUUUCCUCUAGUGCGGGUGGGCUUCCAGGUGGAGUAAAUAUGCACUCUGGAACCGGGUCAGGCCAAGCAAACUCAUUGAUGAGACCACGCGAGCCAUUGCAUUUGAUGCGGACAUAUUCUUCAGGCCAUCCUCAGCCACAGCACCAAAUGUCUCCUCAACAGUCUCAUGUGCUAGGAAAUCCUCGUCUUACAGGACCAAACCAUGCAACGCCUUCACCUCAGCAAGCAUAUGCAAUCCGUGUUGCUAAAGAAAGGCAGAUGCAGCAGCGAUUUCUUCAACAACAGCAGCAGCAGCCGUUUACUGCAUCUGGCACCCUCAUGCCACAUGUCCAACCUCAACCGCAGCUUCCCAUGUCACUGCCAAUGCAAAACACUCCCCAGAUUCCGCCGCAAACAUCACCGCAGCAAGUUCCAUUGACGCAGUCAUCCCCGAUGUCAGUGCAGCAGCAGAAAGUCAACCUAACCACCCAUCAUGGGGUGAACAGAAACCCGCAGGUUGUUUCUAGUAAUCAGACGGGUAAGCAACGGCAGCGGCAGCAGCAGCAACAAUUCCAACAACCUGGCCGUGGUCAUCCCCAGCAGCGACCACAUCAGCAGUCUCAAUCUUCACAACAGAAGCAUGUAAAAGGCGUAGGUAGAGGGAACAUGAUUGUCCAUCAGAACCUCCCUGCUGAUCAUUCUCAGAUGAAUGGCGUUUCCAUGGCCACGGGAAACAAAGGGGCAGAGAAAGGUGAUCAAAUUAUGCAGCAUUUGAUGCAAAGUGGUCAAGGUUUGUAUUCUGGUUCUGGAUUAGCACCACCACAACCAUCGUCGAAGGCACAAUCAUCAUCUAAGGCAGGAGUGUCACCUCAAUCCUUGAACCAUCUACAGCCUCAGCAAAAGCAAUUUUCUGGCUCAUUACAGCACUCGUCAAAACAGCUACAUCAGAUGCCCCCUUCUCAUUCUGAUAGCAGCUGUCAAGGACAGGUUCCGUCAGCUGGUCAUGCACAAACAGGCUCUCACCAAGCUGCUACGUCACCUGUGAGCAGUUUAAACCAGCAGCAACACCAAAAGCAGCAGGUUAAUCAAUCUCAAUCGACAGUUCAGAGGAUGCUUCAACAGAAUCGUCAGAAGAAUUCAGGUUCACCAACCAAGUCACUAACCGAUAAGCACGAUCAACUGCUACCGAACACUGCUCCACAGAUGGGUACGAGCGCGACCCCAUCCAUGCCUGUGGUCAGUAAUGAUCCUGCUAAUGUUGUUUUGGUUGGUACUUCUGGUGUUCCAGCACCAUGGAAGGUGUCUGAACCUGCUUCCCAAGUGGGUUCUAUAGGGAGCCCGCCUCUUCAAAAAAUAGCUGCUAGCGAGCCAGUGGCCUCUGCCAGCCAAGGUUUAGGACGACAGUUGUCUGGAGGUUUGUCCCAACAGGGGCAAGAUCCUGCGGCUAAGUGGCAGCAGCAACCACAACCACAAUUCCAACAGUCAACAGCACCACCUACUCCAUCUCAACAGAUACUGCAGCCACAGGAGCAACCACUAGCGCAGCAAGAACAACAUUCACCGCAGUUACAGCAGCCACCCGUGCAACAACAAUCUGAGCAACAGUCACAUCUUCAGACGGCGCAAGGCGGUUUGUAUAGUAGGCCGACCAAUGCUAAGCUGGAAUGAAAGGUCUUGUUGGAAGUAAGUAGUUCCAGUAGCCGGUGGCACUGCUGGGGUUUGCAUGCCCUUAGAGCAGCAUUGUACAGGUACAUUCCCUCAUACAAUGAAGCUGGUACCUGGAAGGGCAUUGCAAAGCAGGGGAAACGAUUUUUGUUCACCUUGACGUUGUUCGCUCAUUGCAGGCCCAUUUUUAUUGUGUCUUUUUUGACAUUUUCCCCAAAAAGUGUGGGGGGAAUUCCAUGUAAAUUACCACUGGGGGGGCUAGAGAAAUGAGGGGAAGAAGAAGAUGGAGGCAAAUAUAGAGAGGUAUGUGUACAGUGUCUUGGUCUCUCCAUUCCUUUUCUCUUGUAUCUCUCCCCCUGCCUUUUUUGGCUGGUUUCUCUGCUUUGUCCUGAAUGCGCAGAGGGGGGCAGGCUGCCGUUUUUUUUGUUAACCUUACGUUAAUUAGUGGACUUUCUUCCAGGUAGGUUAGUAAUAGCCAUCAUGUAUUAUUACUAAUGAUUCAAACAGUUGAGAAUUAAGUUGGUAGUGAUCAAUUCUCAAUGGGCAGAGAAAAAGAAGAGCCUUUGGUAAGAAAGAAGAUGAGCUUUGUGGAUAAAGGAGGAUCUGUUAAAUGUUUGUUUGUACAACAGAAACCAAGCCAUCCAUGAUAGCAGUAGAGUUAUGGGUCUUUCUAACAGGAAAACCAUUAUGUUAUGCUUCUAAUUAUGGGAGUUCAGUAAUCAGUUAGUAUUGACCUGUCAUUCAGUAAACCCAUUAAUUAUGGUUAAGUUGUGCAAACUAUAUAUGAAUUUCGGCAUCGUUUCGAUAGAUUUAGGUAGGGUGUGUCAACUGCUUCGGUUGAAUCUGGAAUGUUUUUGUCCAUUGUUUUUCAGAUGUUUUUAGCUACGUAUAAAUAUGUG